Messenger RNA from Lactuca saligna, 357 nucleotides. The record is from the annotation of a GenBank genome assembly. NCBI's taxonomy places the organism in Eukaryota, Viridiplantae, Streptophyta, Magnoliopsida, Asterales, Asteraceae.
AUGGUGAGAUAUUCAUUUACUUUGUUUCAUUUUUCAGUCCCUCGAAGUCCAAGUCCGGUGAGGGGCGUUUUAGAUAAUUCAGUCUUAGUCUCCACCAUCCCUUCCUCACCUAUAAACAAGGAAGAAGAAGUCGUAGGAUUCCCUGUUAGUAAAUCAUCUCCUGCCCUUAGUGAAUCCGGAUUAAGGAAUCUUGGGAGGGGCAGUUUGACCAGUUUGACAAGUCAAUCUUCAGUUACUAUCCUUAUCAACCCUACGAAUAGUAACAUUAUUUCUACUAAUAAUGCCCUUGGUGUAGGUCAAGCUUCUGAAAUGGCUAAGAGGCCUAUGUUAGGGACAGAUGAGAGAAUGGUUCAGUAG